Molecule: messenger RNA, 1219 nt
Organism: Alternaria rosae
Lineage: Eukaryota; Fungi; Ascomycota; Dothideomycetes; Pleosporales; Pleosporaceae
Product: arylacetamide deacetylase
Exons: 3
Coding region: 124-1089 (321 amino acids)
Molecular function (GO): hydrolase activity
Source: RefSeq, a predicted model, not a curated record
GACGCGAGUCGAGAUGAGCAACAUGACAUGACGCCAAACUCUACGAGGGGCUUCGGGCUUUAUACAGCAUGGCUUCCGAGAUGGGAGAGUUUGUUCACUAUUUACACAUCAAUCUAGGGCAACAUGGCUAACGAGGGAUUCGCGAAACCAUGGCUUGAGUUCGAAGAAGAGCUCGGCGAGCGCAUGCUCCUGAAGCCGCCUGUUUCGAGUAUGACCGAGCAGUUUAUGCGAUACGGUGGCCUCAUGGCUUCAAAAUAUACCUUUCCUGCGCCUGACCCUUCCGUGAAGACCGAGGACACAGUCACCGACGACGGGACCAAAGUGCGCAUAUACACGCCUGAUGGUUAUACCGGUGGCAAGCCAGUGUGCAUGUACUAUCAUGGUGGCGGCUGGGCUAUGGGUGAUGUUAACGGCGACGACCCGUUCAGCAGAGCAAUCUCAAAAGCUGGCGGCAUAGUAGUUGUAUCUGUUGAAUACGGACUCGCCCCGGACAACAAGCACCCUGGAUUGCUAAACGAAUGUUACAAGGCCUCACGGUGGGCAUUAGGCAACUCAAAGCGACUGAACACUGCCGAGGGCAAGUACCUCACCGCAGGACUCUCCGCUGGUGGUCAGUUGGCUUUCGCCGCGGCGCUGAAAGGCGUGGACGAGAGUUGGGGCGAGCUUCUGGGCGUUGUCGCACUUAUCCCGGCGACUGUCCAUCCAGAUGGUGUUCCUGAGACACUCCGGGCUGGUUACACAUCAAUGCAGGAGCACGAUCAGCACACCAUCAACACUUCGGGGGCGAUGAGAGACUUUUGGGCUGCCUUCGGUGCACCACCAACUGAUAUAUACGGAUCGCCGCUUCUCCACCCGGGGAUCAAGAAUUUAAAGAAGGUCUAUAUGGCUGUCGCGGGGCACGACACGCUAAGAGAUGAUGGUACGCUGAUGAAGCGCGUGUUGGAUGAUGCAGGCGUACCUGUCAAAUUCGACUUCUACGAUGGCUAUCCACACUUCUUCUUCGCUUGGCCUUCGCCUAAACUCGACGAGCCGAGGAAGCAGUUCUAUGAUGACUUGGCUGAGGGCGUCACGUAUGUGUUGUCGGCGUAGCCAUAGCUAAAUUCAGACGAAGUAAGAAGCAUAUUUUCUACGAUGCCCAGCAUACAGCAACACCAGCAUUGAACGCGCUAUAGAAUCAGGUACCGCUAUAUAAUGAACAUGCCAUUGCGACAGAGCACCU